Labeo rohita (rohu) is the source of this 1774-nucleotide messenger RNA. It is a transcript of the gene plvapb, whose product is annotated as plasmalemma vesicle associated protein b. NCBI's taxonomy places the organism in Eukaryota, Metazoa, Chordata, Actinopteri, Cypriniformes, Cyprinidae. The transcript is spliced from 5 exons. Gene Ontology annotation, biological process: regulation of vascular permeability; positive regulation of cellular extravasation. The coding region runs from base 76 to 1308 and encodes 410 amino acids. Gene Ontology annotation, cellular component: caveola. The record is from RefSeq and is a predicted model, not a curated record.
CUGCUUUUCCGUAACAAACCUCUAGAAUCACCAUCGUCUGAAGUUCUGUCUCAUUCCCACAACUGGACCUCAGAAAUGUACAACAGCAACUACUCCCGAGCCACGUUAGGACUGGAGGCGAAGCAAAUUAACAAGGCCAAGGGGAAAAGCUGCGGCUACUACAUGAGGAUCGUCUUCUUCUUCUCCUCUCUGAUCCAGUCGCUCAUCAUCGCCAGCUUGGUGCUCUUCCUCGUGUACGGCCAGCCGGAGAAGACCGCCGAGGAGAAGAGGGUGGAAGAGCUAGAGAUGGCCUUCAACAAGCUCUCCACGGACAACACCAAACUUAGAAAAGACAAAGCUGACCUCACCAGUGCCCUCAAAGCAAAGACUGGAGAGAAGGAUGCGGCGGAUAAAGAGAUAGCAAAGCUGAAAAAUGACUUGAACUCAACAGCAAUCAGGGGCAGUAACUUACAGAAGUUACUUAGUGCUUGUGAGGCCAGUAAAAUGAAGCUGUCAAGCACUCGAAAUACUCCACUUCCAUGUCCACCAAGCAACAACAAUCAGAACGGUGAAAUAAAAACUCUAAAUACUCUUCUGGAACAGCAGAGAGUUCUAUAUGGAAUCCUUAAGAGUAACUUUAGCCAGACGGUGGAGUACCUUAAAGCUGACUUGGACAAUGCGGUGAAGGAUAAAAACGAACACCAUAGCCAGGUCAUACAGCUGAGACAAGAAAAUAUGAAUUUGAAAUCCCAGCUCGAUGUCUACACCAAGAAAUGCAAGGAAGACUUUGCAGAUUCCCUCCAAGGCAUCCAAACGGUCACAAGCACCUUCCUGACCAAAAUCGACAGCUUCUUCACCAACUCGGUCACGUUUCACCUCACCUGUCCGAAACAGGAAGAACAGAUGGAAAGGAUUCGCUCUAACUGCUCCAGCCUCUCUCGACAAGUUGAGGACAAGUUUCAGAGCUACUUGGACAAUGUUGGAGCGAAGGUGUCAGACAUUCAAAAACAGAGCAGUCGGUUGGAAGUACAGAACGCCGGAUUGAAUUCAGAACUGGAUAAGUGCAAAACGGACCGGGAGAAAGUGGCUACGGAGAGCAGCAAAAAGCUGCAGGACUCCCAACAGAAAUAUGACAAGCAACUGGAGCAGCUUCUCAAAGAGCAAAAGAGACUGAGGGACUCCAAAGAACUACUAGAAUCCCAGCUUGCUGUGAAGGACGCCACCCUUAUAUCUCUGCAAAACGGCUGUGUACAACAGCCCAAACCUGCUGGUCUUCAACCCCCUGGCAUAGCCAGCUAUUACCCCCCCGUACCUGGUAGGGGCCAUUAACCACUAAAGGCUGGGUGUGGAGAAGGGAAUGAUCUGAAUCUCAAGGCCGGAUUCUGAGUUUCUGAGCGUCUUAUGUGCGGGAGUUUCCUAAUUUUGAGCCUGUGAUCUUUUUUGUAAAUAAUUUUGUCACAUUGUAUAGUUGUAUUUAAGCAUAAUGGCCUGUGAACUUGCAUGACAUGAUGUACUGAGGUCUGAUUCAAUUAUUUAGAGUAGCGCAGACCUAAAAAUGUGAGAUUGCCUUUCCUACAAGCACACAAUUAAUAUAAAAUACAAAUUUUUAUCAGUUGUUAAAUAUUGAAAGAAUCAGAUUCUGUGAAGCUUCUACAUGUGCUGUGAUGUAUAUAGUAUUUUUUACAAAUUAGGUAAAAAAAAAUUCAGUGAUUACUUGUUUAAACAAGUUUUUUAUACGUUAAUUUGACUGUUUUGAAUAAAUAAAUAGGCAUAAAAAUAAACUCCCGUUUCCUUU